This is a messenger RNA of Medioppia subpectinata, 794 nucleotides long. NCBI's taxonomy places the organism in Eukaryota, Metazoa, Arthropoda, Arachnida, Sarcoptiformes, Oppiidae. The record is from the annotation of a GenBank genome assembly.
AUUACAAUUACGUUCAAAAUUGUGAUCAAAAUAAUGAAUGAAUUAAUUGAAUGAAUGGAUGAUUACUAUUGUGUCGAAGAGUUGUCCGAUAGAGAGGCCGUCGACAGCAGCAGUGAUGACGAAGAUUUCAGAUCACUCUUCACUUUCGACGACUCGGAGGAAGACUUUGAGACAGAAAUGGAGAGAGAAAGACAGCAACGAGUCAAUCGACACAACACUGCCAUCACUUCCAACACAUCCAAUGCUGUGACCGAUGGAAGUGUUGCCAAUCAGACGGACGUAAAUGAGGCCAAAAACGAUGAACUCUUAUACGAUCCGCAAUCCGAUGAAAAGGACCAGAAAUGGGUGGACAGGGAGUCGGCGACCACUGGUGUGGCCACCGAUGGCCGAAGCGAUGCCACACUGAACUGUCCCGCGUGUCUGACAGUGCUUUGUCGGGACUGUCAGCGGCACGACAUAUACAGAACUCAAUACAGAGCUAUGUUUGCCACCAAUUGUCGCAUUGAUUUCACUCAAAGACUUCAAUACAAAGACAAACAAAAAAGUCAAAAACGGAAACGAAAUGAAACGACGGAUCAAACGAAUGACGAGAAGUGCCAUAAAGUGGACAACUAUUACGCGGUCUUCUGUACGGUUUGCAACACUCGGGUCGCUGUUUACGACUCCGAAGAAGUUUACCACUUCUUCAGUGUUUUGGCCAGUUUUUAGUGAUUGCUCUCUCAUUGUUGCCCACAUUUCACUAGUUUUUUAUUCAUUAUUUUCAUUGUUAUUAUAUUUAUAUUUCAUUGGAAAAC